Molecule: messenger RNA, 1492 nt
Organism: Pisolithus orientalis
Lineage: Eukaryota; Fungi; Basidiomycota; Agaricomycetes; Boletales; Pisolithaceae
Exons: 6
Coding region: 408-1199 (263 amino acids)
Source: RefSeq, a predicted model, not a curated record
CCAGUUUCUAGAAAGCAGACCAUUAUGUAAUGCCGAGUCUUACACAACUUGGCCGAUGUUGCAUGAAACAACCCUUCAGUCGGAAGGUGAGACAUGACGACAUGCGGUGAUGUGGACCCGGUUUUCGUCAACGGUGCAAGCAGGUUUCUCUGCUACUACAUCUCAACACAACAAGGGAAUAUAUAAAAUCCGCCGGGUAACCACAACAUACACAUCAGGUGACCGCAGAAGGGCGCAAAUGCCGCAUGCACCUACAUUGAACAUAUUUGCUGGGGUCCAUUCCUGCCAUAUAAAUGGCUUUUUUUACGCCCACAGCGUCGAUGGAGAACCGAAUAGAAGUGCGUCUCCACCGGGUACUUAAACUUCUCUACCCCUCGCACCCAGCCGUUCUCCUCGUCCACUGACCCAUGCAGUUUUUGCGGACCUUCCUUACCUACCUCUGGUGGGAUUCCCACUCAUAUUAUGGCUAUCCUCCCUCGCGACUUCAAACGGCGGGGAGGCUGACCGAUGAUGUCACAUGCGCUACCUGUCCACCUGUCAUUGGCACCUAUCUGUAUGAGAGCAAAUGCUUCUUGGAGAGUGCCAUGGGGAACCUGCCAGAGAACCUUACGAUCUGUUGGUACACAAACCUGUACCCUUCCUCGGUGAAAGAAAUAGAAAUACCCCUGGAUACCCCCUACUGUGCCUACGAUGCUACAGGAGAUUUCUACGCUAACCUCACAAUCGAGAAUUGUCCCAACAGAGCUUAUAUGGACAGCGACACUUGUACCCUCUGGUCACAAGAGCAGGUCAUUGACCUACAAAAGUACUUGGGAAAGAGGGGAAUUGAGGAAGACCAUACCCGGAUGAGGGGUCUACCCUCACCUUCGGUGUUGCAUCUAGUCCAGCAGAUGGCCAAGGCUAGCCAAGUGGUGAAGAUUGAUGAAAGAGGCGCACGUGUAGUACCGGCAAAACCCAGGGUUCUGCCAGUUGUGCCAACAUGGCAAAACCUGUGGUUCACCGGAACGUACACUGUGUACUAUGGACAAUCUAAGCCAUUCGAUAACAUCAGCAAUGAUACAUCCCAUCCUUUGUCAUCCCGCCGGUCGUGGUCGACCACCUCAAUGACUUCAUCAAUGCCUCGGAGAGGCAUCAGGACAACCAUCAGCAAUGUGUUUUGGGAGGUUGUUGUCUCGUCCUUGGAUAGGAGCACCUUUUGAGCUGUGGCUGUCACCACUGAUGUUGCAUUUCCAGUAAUACUGAUUGGAUUUAUUGCAACUUUCUCAAUGCGGGUGAAAUUUGCAGUAACAAAAUCAGGGACAGGUCACCCACCAGCGCUGGAUGACAUGAUGGGCUGGGGAUGCACUGAUGUCUGCCUUCCCAUAGCUCGAUGUUCGGACAACCUGACUGUCUACUAAGCUACAUUUGGUAUGAGGUUCUGCCGGGUUCUGCCAUACAUAACCCCAGAGGUUCUGCAAUCUGCCUGGCAGUGCCAGUUUUGCCCUGCCACCUG